CUUUUCUACUACACCAUCCAUGUUCUUGCCCAGUUCAGAUUCUUAUUCUUAUUUUUUUUCUCUCCCUUUCCAUUAUUUCCUCUUCCAAGUAAUGAGGCGUUGUCUCCUCCCGUAUUUUCAUAUCCCCAUCUGGUCUAGUCUGACAAUCGCUGCUACAAUCGCUGCUGUUGUUUUAGCCACUUUUGCCCAAACAAUAUUCCAAAAGAAAACGCCAUCCGACAAAAUGGCCGCAAAAUCGCUGCAGAAUGUGGUCGUCGUGGGAGGCUCAUACGUGGGGAUGCGCGCAGCCAAGGAACUCGCUAGUAUCCUUCCGGCAUCGCAUCGUGUUCUCCUCAUCGAGCCGCACAGCCAUUUCAACCACCUAUUCGUCUUUCCACGAUUCGCCAUUGUGCCCAACCAUGAGCACAAGGCCUUCGUCCCCUACUCCACCGUCUUCUCGUCGGCCCCAGACCCUGCUCACCACCAGGUCGUGCGAGCACGCGUGGCCUCCCUUCACCCCAACCACGUCACGCUGGACCGCGAGUGGCAGGGCUCCCGGGACCUGGUGUUUGAGUAUCUCGUCGCCGCCACGGGUACACGGCUCGCCGCGCCCGGCUCCAUGCCGAGCGAGGACAAGCUACCGUCGGUCCGCUAUCUGCAGAGCUACCAGCAGGGCAUCGCCAAGGCCCAGUCCGUGGUCGUCGUCGGCGGCGGCGCCGUCGGCGUGCAGAUGGCCUGCGACCUCAAGGAGGUCUACCCGGACAAGAACAUCACCCUCGUGCACUCGCGCCAGCAGCUGAUGCCCGUCUACCACGAGGGGCUGAGCGACCUGAUCAAAGCCCGCUUCGCUACCCUUGGAAUCAACCUCGUCGCCGGCAGCCGUGCCGUCGUCCCGCCCGCCGGCUUCCCCAAUGGCACGGGCGAGCCGUUCCACGUCAGCCUGCAAGGUGACCGCUCCGUUCUGGCCGACUUUGCUAUCCUUGCCACGGGGCAGACGCCUAAUAACCAGUUCCUGCGCGGCCUCGCAUCGCCAGAGACCGACAGCGCAUCGCCUUUGCCAGACACGCUCGUGAACCCUUCUAACGGCUUCAUCCGCGUGCGGCCGACGCUGCAGUUCCGCGACGCCCGCUUCUCGCACCUCUUUGCUGUCGGCGAUAUUGCAGACUCAGGCGCUCACAAGGCUGCCCGCCCGGGCGCCGUGCAAGCGGCUAUCGCCGCAAAGAACAUUGCCGGCCUGGUGGCGGGGAGAGCGCCGAGCGAGACAAUCGUAGUGGCGCCAGCAGGAAUACAUCUGACCCUGGGUCUAACGCGAAACGUCAUCUUCAGAAACCCUGACACAGCAGCCGGCGCGACAGAGCCGUUUGUCAAUCUCAAGGAUGAUGGCCAAGAGGAUAUGGGCGUGGAGGGCUUCUGGGAGAGAAACGGCGUGGCGGUGGCAAGCCCCAAGGACUACCAUCUUUGACCUCUUUAGCUGACCCAAGAUUCCGACCGGAUCGGAUGUGGUUGCUGUAUUUGUACGUAUAAUUAAAAUCGUAGAAUCUGAGCUUAUCUCUACUUGAUUACCUUUUAACCCUGGUUAUGGCAGCAUGUUAAUAGCCUUUGUUAUCCGAGCUUUAGGGACCAGGAAAUAAGGAUUCAACCAAAGAUGCAAGGCUAGCCGCCACCACCAUGGUAUUUGGUGUCAAAGGACUGUUUCACGUCGUGACGCCGUUAGUCAAGGGGUUUCGAGCAUAGUGGAGAGAGCGGAGCCCUGAACUUUGCUAAUAAUGGUAUGCACACUGUACAUUGAAGUAAAAUACAAGAACAAACCCGAAGACGGACAAACAUCAGUAAUAGACAGACAGAAAGAAAAACCUGCAUCUGAUAGCUGCUUAAGUAAAC
Lasiosphaeria miniovina is the source of this 1860-nucleotide messenger RNA. RefSeq lists its product as uncharacterized. NCBI's taxonomy places the organism in Eukaryota, Fungi, Ascomycota, Sordariomycetes, Sordariales, Lasiosphaeriaceae. The transcript has 6 exons. The record is from RefSeq and is a predicted model, not a curated record. Gene Ontology annotation, cellular component: cytoplasm. Gene Ontology annotation, molecular function: electron-transferring-flavoprotein dehydrogenase activity; flavin adenine dinucleotide binding. Bases 20 to 1441 code for a protein of 473 amino acids.